Messenger RNA from Oncorhynchus tshawytscha (Chinook salmon), 1942 nucleotides. RefSeq names its product hexosaminidase B (beta polypeptide) (gene hexb). The coding region runs from base 62 to 1705 and encodes 547 amino acids. Gene Ontology annotation, cellular component: membrane. The transcript is spliced from 14 exons. Gene Ontology annotation, molecular function: beta-N-acetylhexosaminidase activity. NCBI's taxonomy places the organism in Eukaryota, Metazoa, Chordata, Actinopteri, Salmoniformes, Salmonidae. Gene Ontology annotation, biological process: ganglioside catabolic process; glycosaminoglycan metabolic process; carbohydrate metabolic process. The record is from RefSeq and is a predicted model, not a curated record.
ACCCCCACUGUCUCGCCAGUUGUCAGCUGACUGGUAGUUGGCAAUACAGUAGUUGUACAUCAUGAUCGCGACGCUGAAGUUUACAACAUUAUUACUUGCUGUUGUUGUCUGCCGGGCAACGCAAGAUUAUGGUUAUAAAGAUGUCGAGGAGCCUACCCUGGGCGAUUCUCAGUAUGGAUCUCUCUGGCCGUUGCCUCAGAAAGUCCAAAUGUCAACGGUAGCAUUCAAACUCAGCGGUGUUAGUUUCCAGAUAGUUGACGCGAAAGAAUCGUCUUCCGGUGCGAGCUGCAGCCUUCUUCAAAAUGCAUAUCGAAGGUAUGACGAAUACAUAUUCCCCAUUUCCAGAAUGCAAGGGCAAAACAAAAAGAAGGCAUUUGCCUCUGAUGUGUCUGAGUUACAGGUGUGGAUCACAUCAGCUGACUCUGAGUGUGACAACUACCCAAGUGUGACAUCUGACGAGUCAUACGAACUGUCGGUGGACUCUCCUGUUGCUGUGCUGAAAGCACCUAAGGUGUGGGGCGCGCUGAGAGGUCUGGAGACUUUUAGCCAGUUGGUGUAUGAGGAUGAAUAUGGAGCAAAAAGCAUCAAUAGGACAGAGAUCCAGGACUUUCCACGGUUUACACAUCGAGGCCUCUUAUUGGACAGCUCUCGUCACUUCCUGCCCAUCAAAGUCAUCUUAGCCAAUCUGGAAGCAAUGGCGUGGAACAAAUUCAAUGUGUUCCACUGGCACAUAGUAGAUGACCCCUCCUUCCCCUACAUGAGCCGUACCUUCCCACAGCUGAGCCAGCAGGGAGCAUACCACCCGUACACGCAUGUGUACACGCCCUCUGACGUGAAGAUGAUCAUUGAGUUUGCUCGCCUCAGGGGCAUUCGUGUCGUCUCUGAGUUUGACACCCCUGGACACACUCAGUCAUGGGGCAAAGGCCAGAAGGACCUACUGACCCCCUGUUACUCUGGAGCCAGCCCCUCUGGCUCGUUUGGACCGGUCAACCCUAUCCUCAACACCACCUAUGACUUCAUGGCCAUGUUCUUCAAGGAGGUCAGCACAGUGUUCCCCGAUGCCUAUAUCCAUCUAGGAGGAGACGAGGUUGACUUCAGCUGCUGGAAGUCCAACCCAGACAUCCAGAAGUUCAUGGCACAGCAAGGCUUUGGGACGGAUUACAGCAAGCUGGAGUCUUUCUACAUUCAGAGGCUCUUGGAUAUUGUCACCACUACCAACAAGGGCUACAUGAUCUGGCAGGAGGUGAUUGACAAUGGAGUUAAGCUGAAGGCCGACACGCUAAUCCACGUGUGGAAAGGCAACCAGCAGCAGUACCAGGCUGAGAUGGCAAGGGUCACAGCAUCAGGCUACCAGGCCCUGCUCUCCACACCCUGGUACCUGAACCGCAUCUCCUACGGCCAAGACUGGCAGGCCGCUUACAAGGCAGACCCACAGGACUUUAAUGGCACAGAUGCUCAGAAGAAGCUGGUGGUCGGCGGAGAGGCCUGUCUGUGGGGGGAAUACGUGGACGCUACCAACCUGACCCCCAGACUCUGGCCCCGUGCCAGUGCUGUGGGGGAGCGGUUGUGGAGUGACAAGGAUGUGAAAGACACAAACGAUGCUUAUAGUCGUCUGAUCCAGCACCGCUGUCGCAUGGUCCAGCGCGGUAUACCAGCUGAGCCUCUGUUUACAGGUUACUGUGCACAUGAGUACAAAGGGGUAUGAGCUGACAGCCACUGUGGGGCUACAACCUGAGAAGCAGCGUUAACCACAAUGAGAGAAAUAAUCUCACAAAUCAAACUUGUCUUCAUGACUUUAUUGAUGCACUGAUAUGAGCCAAAUUCUGCCUUUUUUAAAUGUUUUUUCAGAACAAUCCUAAUUCCAUGCAAUGUCACAAAUUGAUUGGUGUGUAGGAACACCUUUUUAUAUUGUUUAUGAAUUAAAAGAAACUUUUGCAAAGUU